UGAUAUAAAGGGUUUUGACAAACGAGUGCGACUGAAUAUGCUUGAAAGCACAUGAUAUCUUUCUGCUCUACUGCCUCCCUGUGUUAUUGGGUACCCCUGCACCACCCACAACUGCUAUCAUCCCUUUUGUAUCCUAAGAGACCAUGAGCAGCACCACCUGGCAGCUUGAUAGAAAUGCAGAAUCUCAGUCCCCACCCAGACCUACUGAAUAGAAACCGCAUUUUCACAAGAUCCCCAGGCAUUCCAGGAACCGGAACUACAAAGCUGAAUUUGCAUCAUGCCGAUUGGAGGCUGUGCCAUUGGAGUUUGGGGACUAUCACCCACUGAAACCCAUAACUGUCACAGAAUCAAAGACAAAGAAAGUGAGCCGGAAAGGAAGUACUUCUUCCACUUCCUCCUCUUCCUCUAGCUCCGUGAUGGACCCUCUGAGCAGCGUCCUGGAUGGCACCGACCCUCUCUCUAUGUUUGCAGCCACUGCCGAUCCCACAGCCACGGCAGCUGCUAUGGACAGCUCCAGAAAGAAGCGUGAUAGAGAUGAUAACUCUACUGUAGGGUUGGACUUUGAGCCGUGGUCCAGCAAACGGGGAGAGAUCCUUACCCGGUACACUACUACAGAAAAGCUCUCUAUCAAUCUGUUUAUGGGAUCUGAAAAAGGCAGAGCGGGGACUGCCACGUCCGCAAUGUCAGAGAAGGUCCGGACCAGGCUGGAGGAGCUGGAUGACUUUGAGGAGGGAUCCCAAAAGGAGCUGUUGAACUUGACUCAACAGGAUUACGUGAACCGCAUAGAGGAGCUCAACCAGUCGCUAAAGGACGCCUGGGCCUCAGACCAGAAAGUGAAGGCUCUAAAAAUAGUCAUCCAGUGUUCAAAGCUUCUUUCAGACACAAGCGUUAUUCAGUUCUACCCAAGCAAAUUUGUCCUUAUCACCGACAUACUUGACACAUUUGGAAAAUUAGUGUAUGAGCGCAUCUUUUCCAUGUGUGUGGAUAACCGCAGUGUCUUGCCAGAUCACUUUUCUCCAGAGAACGUAAAUGACACGGCCAAAGAAACAUGCUUAAAUUGGUUUUUCAAGAUUGCUUCCAUCCGGGAACUCAUUCCGAGAUUUUACGUGGAAGCAUCCAUCUUGAAGUGUAACAAGUUCCUCUCCAAAACAGGGAUUUCAGAGUGUCUGCCGCGACUGACGUGCAUGAUUCGAGGGAUCGGAGACCCGCUGGUGUCUGUGUAUGCCAGAGCCUACCUGUGCCGGGUGGGAAUGGAAGUGGCUCCACAUCUCAAAGAAAGCCUAAAUAAGAACUUUUUUGACUUCCUCCUGACAUUUAAACAGAUCCAUGGGGAUACGGUCCAGAACCAGCUGGUGCUCCAGGGAGUGGAACUCCCAUCCUACCUGCCCUUGUAUUCACCGGCCAUGGACUGGAUCUUCCAGUGCAUUUCCUACCACGCCCCCGAGGCUCUGCUAACCGAGAUGAUGGAGAGAUGUAAGAAACUAGGAAACAAUGCCUUGCUGUUGAAUUCCGUGAUGUCAGCAUUCCGGGCCGAGUUCAUUGCCACAAGGUCUAUGGAUUUUAUUGGCAUGAUUAAAGAGUGUGAUGAGUCUGGUUUCCCCAAGCAUCUCCUUUUUCGCUCGUUGGGGUUAAACUUGGCCUUGGCUGAUCCACCUGAGAGUGAUCAACUUCAGAUUCUUAAUGAAGCUUGGAAAGUUAUCACUAAAUUGAAGAAUCCACAGGACUACAUUAAUUGUGCAGAAGUAUGGGUAGAAUACACGUGCAAGCAUUUUACGAAACGAGAGGUGAAUACUGUUUUAGCUGAUGUCAUCAAGCACAUGACUCCAGAUCGUGCGUUUGAAGAUUCCUACCCACAGCUGCAGUCAAUAAUUAAGAAAGUUAUCACCCACUUCCAUGAUUUCUCAGUUCUCUUCUCAGUGGAAAAAUUUCUGCCAUUUCUGGACAUGUUCCAAAAAGAGAGUGUGCGAGUGGAAGUGUGCAAAUGCAUCAUGGAAGCCUUUAUCAAGCAUCAGCACGAGCCCACCAAGGACCCCGUCAUUCUGAACGCCCUUUUGCACGUGUGUAAGACCAUGCACGACUCUGUGAAUGCACUCACGCUUGAGGAUGAGAAAAGAAUGCUGGCAUAUUUGAUUAAUGGAUUUAUAAAAAUGGUAAGUAUCAAGGAAGAAGUUUUAGUGCACUUGGAAAUGAGUGUGAACCGGUUGGCAAUGGAAACAAGACAAGUAAUGAAAGGAAAUCAUUCCAGAAAGACGGCUGCUUUUGUCCGGAACCCAGUUAUUCAGACAGAGCCAUAUGUGGAGCCUCAGUAUACAAAAGAGGUUCCAGCAGGCUGUUCAGGUGGACAUGCGCGGAGGAGAGUGCCAGCCCUGGGUUGUCUGCAGGAGCGGGAGGAGGCCACAGAGCACAGUGUGGAACCUUCUGAAGCCUUGGGAGGAAGAAUCCUUUGGAAGUGGAGCUGUCUGGAGAGUUCGAACCCUGAGGACCAUCCUGAACAUGGGGUCCUGUUUCUUGUUCGAGAGCUUCUCAACGUGAUCCAGGACUAUACCUGGGAAGAGAGUAGCGAUGAUAAAAUCCGCAUCUACACCUGUGUCUUACAUCUCCUCUCUGCCAUGAGCCAGGAGACCUAUCUCUACCACGUAGACAAAGUGGACUCCAACGACAGCCUCUACGGGGGAGACUCCAAGUUCCUGGCUGAAAACAACAAACUGUGCGAGACGGUGAUGGUGCAGAUCCUGGAGCACCUGAAAGCUCUGGCCAAGGACGAGGCCCUGAAGCGCCAGAGCUCGCUGAGCCUCUCCUUCUUUAACAGCAUCCUGGCCCAUGGGGACCUGCGCAACAACAAGCUGAACCAGCUCUCCGUCAACCUGUGGCACCUGGCGCAGAGGCACGGCUGUGCGGACACCAGAACCAUGGUGAAAACUCUGGAAUACAUCAAGAAGCGAAGCAAACAACCAGACAUGAGUCACUUGACUGAGCUGGCCCUGAGACUCCCUCUGCAGUCACGGACCUGACCCUGUCCCUUCCCCAGGCCUGGGCCCAGGCCUUCUGUGGCUGAGUCCAGAGACACUUUGCCCCGGACUCUUACUGGAAUUCAGAAAGUUGUUUGUUUUGGGGGGUUUUUUGUUGUUGUUGUUUUUAAACAUAUAUACAGAUGGGUUGAUGCCUUGGCCUCUGCCCAGAUUAUUCUGACAGUGAAGAAGGGGGGAUUGUGAGCAUUCACAUCAAAUCUUGCUCACCGAGAAGCAGCAUCUUCUGCUUCUUUUUACAAGUGGCCUUGAGGUUCUCAGUAAGCCCUGGGAGGAAUCAGAUGGGCCUUUAGCGAGAGAGAAACUAAAGAAUGCAAGUAAUGUCUUUAUUUUCGGUCAUAUUUUGGGAAAACCACCUUGGAAAGCAUCCACUUUUCAGGUGCCACAGUUCCCAGCGCUUAAUCUGAGGGCCUAAAGUCUGGAAUCGAAUGUUGCUCACACCACCUCGGAGGACUUAUAAAAGGCAGAUGGCCCAGUUAGCUCCUUUUCUAUCAAAAGUACCUCUUGGUUGGACAUGGCACUUUGUGGGUCAAAGGAGGAAGUGACGUCAAACCCGAGACUCGCUGUGGCUUCAGUGGCAAGUACAUUGUAACCAAGUAAAUGUCCUGGAGGAACAUUUCUCUGUUCGUAACUGUUCAUUUAAUUACUUCUGACUCUUCAUCCAGAAGAAAGAGAACACGUCUGAGCAUAUUAGCCCAGCCUCCUUUUCAGCUGUAAUUAUAAACAGCAUAUGAUUCUGGCUACUUUUCUGUCACCAGUUUGGUGGAGUCUGAGUCUUGUAUUACAGCCACAAACUCCCACUGACAUCUUGAAUUAGUAAGAGCAGUGAUACUGAUUGGCCUGUAACCUGUUUCCCAUGAAAAUGCAUCCACGUUGUGGAUUAAAGUGCCCCAAACUAUGGUACUUUGAGAAGCUAUACACUGGGCAUAGAUGACAUUUCAUCUCUUUACCCUUUGUGUGCUAAAUGCCAGCAUCACAGCAGUUAACCUCAGAAAGUACAAUGAUUUUUAAAUAUAAAUUUAUAUAAACUCAUGUUCUUACUGGAUAGUGUAAAAGCAAGAAUAUGCUGUGAAAAUGGUUUUUCUGGCCAACUUGGUAAUGAUAAC
Molecule: messenger RNA, 4132 nt
Organism: Trichechus manatus latirostris (Florida manatee)
Lineage: Eukaryota; Metazoa; Chordata; Mammalia; Sirenia; Trichechidae
Gene: VPS35L
Product: VPS35 endosomal protein sorting factor like
Exons: 29
Coding region: 417-3011 (864 amino acids)
Biological process (GO): endocytic recycling
Cellular component (GO): endosome
Source: RefSeq, a predicted model, not a curated record